CUUUGAAUAGAGCCUUAACCUAUCAAGUCCUCUGUGAGGGAGCCGGACGGGUUGCUUCACAGCUGCCAGCAACCCGCUUCUGAUCCAGAAACCUGAAGUGGGCGUCCCUAAGCGCACGGUGCUCAGUCAGUUUGUCUCUUCGUGCCCUUCCUACCCUUCACUGCACAUGCUAGCCCUGGACGGAGAGAACCGAACAUCCCUGCCCAAUUCUGGAAUAGGUACGUCCGGGGUGUGGCUGUCCUUGGAGAGCAGCCUCAGGGGUGACCGCCAUCGAAGUCCCUGGAGGGCAGCCCUGGAACAGCGCUCCCGGCUCCAGCCACCAGUAGCUGCACGACGGCCUUUCGCGGGGCCGCCCUAGUGACGCUCCGUCUCUAGAGUUUACGGCGACCUCAGGCCUGGCGAAGACACAGGGGGGAGCUGCAGGACCCGGAGGCGCGCUGCGGCCGGCCCGUGAGCAGGGCGGGGCAGAUCUGGGCGGCCGCCUCCGCGCGUCCCACAGGGACCAUCCUCUCCGCUCCCGGCCUCAGUGCGCAGGGCGGGAGACGGGGCGCACCCCGGCCAGGCUCGCAUGGACCUCCCGCGCCGCUGGCUCUUUCGAAUGUUGCUGCUCGUCGCCACCAGCUCCGGGAUUCUCUUCAUGCUGUACUCCUCGGCGGGGCAGGGGUCCCCGGAGACCCAGGUUCCCGCCAGGAGCACCACGUCGCCUAGAGCAUUCUUUGAGCCCAAGGCACCGAAUUCGGAAAACAGAAAGAGCCCAUCCUGCCAACACUCGCUAUCCCUGGCCAUUCAGAAGGACCAUCGCUUCCGGGGCCUGUUUGACCUCUCCACCCCAGUGCUUCUGUGGGACGGCCUCUUCACCCAAGAGCUGUGGAAUAAUCUGAGUCAGCACAAAGUCCCCUACGGAUGGCAGGGGCUCUCCCGGAAAGUCAUUGCCUCUACCCUGACACUUCUGAAGGACCCAGAGAGCGCAGAGCUGUUUGGUGCCUCCGGGAAACUACCCCUGAGCUGUAUCAGCUGUGCCGUGGUGGGUAAUGGAGGAAUUCUGAAUGGGUCCCGGCAGGGUCAGAAAAUCGAUGCGCACGACUAUGUCUUCAGGCCUCACAUCUAUUUCGGACCGGAAACCUCUGCCAGUAAAUUCAAGCUCCUGCAUCCGGACUUCAUCGGCUACCUGACAGAAAGGUUUCUGAAAUCCAAGUUGAUCAACACACGUUUUGGAGACAUGUACAUGCCUAGCACAGGAGCGCUCAUAUUGCUGACAGCCCUGCACGCCUGUGACCAGGUUAGUGCCUACGGAUUCAUCACUAACAACUACCAGAAGUACUCAGACCACUAUUUCGAACGAGAGAAGAAACCACUGAUAUUCUACGCAAACCAUGAUCUGUCCCUGGAAGCUGCGCUAUGGCGAGAUCUGCACAACGCCGGCAUCCUCUGGCUGUACCAACGCUGACCCCAAAGUGUCCGAUGUCUGUGCUUCAAAAGCACUUUUCCUGACCUUUCAACCUUUGGAAGAAGCAAGACUCCCCUUGGCCCUCCGCUUCCCAACAGAGGGUAUUGAGACAAGACCCAUCCCAAUACCAGAGCCUGUUCAAUGCACGACACCGUCACGCGACAAGACAGCUCUUCCGAGUCUUAGCCAAGGGAAGGCAGACUGCUUUGUAGGAUCUGUUGUAAACGGAACAUACUCUCCCCAUAUGAGACAGUGACCCUCACCAGCAAAGAGGCAGGCACAUUUCAGAGCUAAGUAGUUCAAAGCCAGCACCUGGUCUGGAGCGACUAGAAACAUUAAUGGAACCCCUCAGUGGUAUCCAGUGACCAGUGGAGCAGACACCCGCCCCAGCUGAAACCAAUGGCAGGUUGCGUCCCAAAUGCCAAAGCCAUUCAACCUAGGACACAUUACGAGUUUCUAAGAACAUGACCCUCCUGCCCCCCCCCCCAACCUCCGAGAGAGGAUGAGAACCAGAGGCAGAAUGUAGUUUGAGGGUAGAUAAUAGGGUAAGUGAUGGAUGACCAUUUUGUCUUUUGUGUGUGUUGGUAGAGUAGAAGACACAAACUGCAAGGUGGUAUGUCUGGUGGGAAGGGCUGUGGUGGCACUCAGGACAGACUUGGUGGCUCAUGCACCAAGACCCAAGGCUAUGGGCACCUAGCACCACAGCUGGGAGGUUGUGGCAUCUGACCACCUUGCGCAUAAGUCGUCACCGCUGAGAGCUGCUGGAGUGGACCUUGUCACCAACAGGAAACUAGUGACAGGCCCUCACCUCACAGCUUCAAUAAACAGCACCUGAUACAGUCCAA
Molecule: messenger RNA, 2292 nt
Organism: Rattus norvegicus (Norway rat)
Lineage: Eukaryota; Metazoa; Chordata; Mammalia; Rodentia; Muridae
Gene: St6galnac2
Product: ST6 N-acetylgalactosaminide alpha-2,6-sialyltransferase 2
Biological process (GO): glycoprotein biosynthetic process
Cellular component (GO): Golgi membrane
Molecular function (GO): sialyltransferase activity; alpha-N-acetylgalactosaminide alpha-2,6-sialyltransferase activity
Source: RefSeq, a predicted model, not a curated record